Nelumbo nucifera (sacred lotus) is the source of this 630-nucleotide messenger RNA. NCBI's taxonomy places the organism in Eukaryota, Viridiplantae, Streptophyta, Magnoliopsida, Proteales, Nelumbonaceae. The record is from RefSeq and is a predicted model, not a curated record.
UCGUCAUCAUCUUAUUCUUUCGUUCACUUUGCAGAGAAGAAGCCGGUUUCUCUGUUAUUAGUACAGACGCCGGCCGAUCGUAGGUAGCCAUGUCAUCGUCGUCGUCGAACAACAACAACGAGAGUGCCUCAACGAACACCGACGAGACUACAAAGAAUGCAAUACUAAGGAGCUCGGACGGUGAAAUCUUCGAGGUGGAUGUGAAGGUGGCGAUGGAGUCGAUCACGAUAAAGAACAUAAUCGAGGAGGAUUUGGAAACCACAAUCAUACCCAUCCCGAACGUGACGGGCAGAGUACUCUCGAAGGUCAUCGAGUUCUGCAAGGAGCACGUCAAAGCCCGUGCGGAGGUUGAUGCGGAUGUCUCGGAGAAGAACAUCAAAGAGUUCGACAAAGAAUUCGUCAAUGCCGAUUAUUCGCAGCUUCUCAAUUACGCGUUGGCUGCAAAUUACCUCCACAUAGAGGAGCUCUUGGAAUUGACUUGCCAAGCCAUUGCCGACAAAAUCAAGGACAAGACCGUAGAAGAGGUCCGUGAUAUUUUCGGCAUUAAGAAUGACUUUGAACCCCAUGAAGAGGAAGCUCUUCGUAGAGAGAAUCAAUGGGUUUUCGAGUAGUAGGAGUUCUACUUCUCUC